CUUCCACAGCAUUGCCACACAGAAAAAGAAGGUUGGCGUGAUCCCACCAAAGAAGUUCAUCUCUAGGCUGAGGAAAGAAAAUGAUCUCUUUGAUAACUACAUGCAGCAGGAUGCGCACGAAUUUUUAAAUUAUUUGCUAAACACUAUUGCGGACAUCCUGCAGGAAGAGAAGAAACAGGAAAAGCAAAACGGAAAAUUAAAAAAUGGCAACAUGAACGAACCUGCGGAGAAUAAUAAACCAGAACUCACCUGGGUCCACGAGAUUUUUCAGGGAACGCUCACCAAUGAAACUCGAUGCUUGAACUGUGAAACUGUUAGUAGCAAAGAUGAAGAUUUUCUCGACCUUUCUGUCGAUGUGGAGCAGAAUACAUCUAUUACUCACUGUCUAAGAGACUUCAGCAACACAGAAACUCUGUGUAGUGAACAGAAAUAUUAUUGUGAAACCUGCUGCAGCAAACAGGAGGCCCAGAAAAGGAUGAGAGUGAAAAAGCUGCCCAUGAUUCUGGCCCUGCACCUGAAGCGGUUCAAGUACAUGGAGCAGCUCCACAGGUACACCAAGCUCUCGUACCGAGUGGUCUUCCCGCUGGAACUCCGGCUCUUCAACACCUCCAGCGACGCGGUGAACCUGGACCGCAUUGGUCCUAAUCGUGGGCAUUAUAUUACUAUUGUGAAAAGUCAUGGCUUCUGGCUUUUGUUUGAUGAUGACAUUGUAGAGAAAAUAGAUGCCCAAGCUAUUGAAGAAUUCUAUGGCCUGACAUCAGAUAUAUCAAAAAAUUCAGAAUCUGGAUAUAUUUUAUUCUAUCAGUCAAGAGAAUAACUUAAAGAACUUGUGGGACUAAUUCAAGUGGGGGAAAUGUUCAAAGCACUGUUACCUGGUUUCUCUGCAGACUGCCUUCUUCCCCAGCGGCCCACGAACGGUAUUACUCCGAGUCCCAGUGGUCUGGCUGUGUUAGACUGUCUCCCUUUGUUUUUCUACAUGCAGCACUACUUGUGGUUUAUUUUAGUCUGAGGUAGAGUUAACUGCAAUCAGAUUGUAGUAAGGUUUAUAUGAAUAACAGUCGCUAAUUCUAGGGUUGGGUAAAUGCUGUGCCACUGGCUGUGUCUGGCUGAAUCAGAAUGACUUUUCCUAGGAAUGUCUGCAGUCUCUUUCUGGUCUUUGCUAAACUCCCUAAACGGCUUCCUGAGCCUCCUUUCAAUGCAUUCCCUUAAUUUGUUCCUGGAAACAUUGUUACCCAUUUUUAGCUUUCCUGCCUCCUUUCUGACCGGAAGAUGGAAGAACUGGGUAGAUGUUCACCUUUUAGGGCUGCAACUAUAGCUUUAAGUUUGUGCAAGUGAAAAUGUUUAAACGUGAGUAACCUCGAUACUAAAAUCACCCUCCAUGCAGAGCAGAGUGAAAAGAAGCUGUUCAUGGUGGCUGGUGGUCUGCAGCAGGCUGUGCCUUCCUGGCUAUGAGAAUUGCAGGGGCUGAGAAGGGGUGAGACUCAGGGCAGGCACAGACAAGGGGAGGAAGCUUUAGUGGACAGUGAAAAGUUACUUUUCUUACCUUUCUACCAAAACCAAGUUUCAGGAAAAUAACUAUGCUGUUUUUAGUGAUACUUUUCUUCAGUAGGGUGGUGUGAAUUGUAUUUAUCCUUUAUCUGGCACUGCUAAGCUUUCCAAGGUGUCUUUCCAGUCCUGCUGGUGUUUGGCAGUCUGUGGUUGCAGGCCCAGGACACCGCGUGGCCACCUCUGGCAUAGCUCUCCUGAGACGGUCAGCACCAACACCCUUCUUUAUCAGGCACAAGAAGGCGAUGCGCCUUUGCCACCAUCAGCCGCAUUGUACAACUGUUCACUUGUCAACUUAUCAGUUUGUUCACUGAGGCGCUGGCACAUCCCAGAGCUGAUGUGGAACCUUUCCCAGAGGGAAUAUUGGAAUUAUCUGGGUAAGAAGGUGGCGAACAGAAAGUGUCCGUGCGCAGGUGGAGGAAUGAACAAAGGGGCAGCGUUUCUUUGGCUCAGACUCUUAGAAUGCUUGACGAGAGGGAGUUUUUUAAAUGGAAGAACCUCAUCUCACCAUAGUUACUUUUAUCUUUUUCACUUUUAUUAUAUAUGUAUUUAUUAGCUCACUUGAGUAUUGGGACCUUUUAUUAAAAGGGUCAGUUUGGUGUUUUGCCAUUGAGCUGGUUGUUGGUUUCCUGCAAAUACAAGUUGGAGAUCUUGGCUUCCUGCGGGAAGUCAGCUGGCUUCCACACACUAUAAAUAUACUGUGAACAUAUCAUCUUGUUACCUAAUAAAAUCAGCGAACAAACAUGCAAACUUUUGGCAUAAUGUGAACUAAAAUUGAAAUUAAAAAUGUUAGUGGUCA
Condylura cristata (star-nosed mole) is the source of this 2344-nucleotide messenger RNA. It is a transcript of the gene USP46, whose product is annotated as ubiquitin specific peptidase 46. NCBI's taxonomy places the organism in Eukaryota, Metazoa, Chordata, Mammalia, Eulipotyphla, Talpidae. The transcript has 7 exons. Gene Ontology annotation, biological process: protein deubiquitination. The coding region runs from base 101 to 817 and encodes 238 amino acids. Gene Ontology annotation, molecular function: cysteine-type deubiquitinase activity; cysteine-type endopeptidase activity. The record is from RefSeq and is a predicted model, not a curated record. Gene Ontology annotation, cellular component: nucleus; cytosol.